Aedes albopictus (Asian tiger mosquito) is the source of this 843-nucleotide messenger RNA. RefSeq lists its product as uncharacterized. The record is from RefSeq and is a predicted model, not a curated record. The transcript has a single exon. The annotation marks the transcript as partial. NCBI's taxonomy places the organism in Eukaryota, Metazoa, Arthropoda, Insecta, Diptera, Culicidae.
CAACCGGGUAAGGACAGCCUAGGAAGCACAGUCGAGAAACUCGGUCGCCACCUGAUCGACGGAGUUGUGUUGAUUCCGCUGGACCACGCAGCCUACCACAACCGGAUCUUCCCGAAGCAGGAGUUCGUCUACGUGGCCAAGGAGCAUGUGGGAGUCUACCCGGUUGGGUUUUACUACCCGAAGAAGUCCCGCCUUACGAAGGUGUUCGACGAUCAAAUUCGGAACAUUCAGAGUACGGGGCUGAUCGACUUCUGGCUAAGGAGAUAUGGAGACUAUGAUUUCUUUCAGAAGCAGGAAUCUGGCGGAGGUCCCAGGAAGCUGAGUAACAGCCACUUGGCCGGAGGAUACCAAGUGUUCCUGGGCUGGUUGGCAGUGAGUUGUAUCGUAUUUGGGCUAGAGCUGUUGUCGGUACGAUGUGCGUGGCUGAGGAGAUUGUUCGAGGCGAUAAUGGAACAAGGCGGAUGUGAUUAAUAUAAGGCCUUUUGUUUAGUUGAAUAAGCCAUAGAGCAUACAUCUCCAAUAAGUAUAAUUACAUGUUACUGCUUAACAGUCAAAGGGACACAGGUAAUCAAAAAGGAAUUAGCCAAACCAGCUGUAUUGUCAAUUGAUUCAGUCAGUAUUCUAUAAAAACGUCAAAUCCCAAAAGCAAAGCCGCAGAUACAAAAGACAUCAUGUUACUGAAAACACUUCUACUUCUAUUUAUUCGGUUAUCUCAGACAUCUCUUCAAAUCGAUCAACCCUCGAGGUCUUUAGUACAAACCACCGUCCACGUAUUAAAACGCAGUUUUCAAGACCCUUUUGCAGCUUCGUGGAUCGUCUGGGAAGGUUCAACGCCAACGGCAG